AUGGCUUCACAGAUCUCGACGAGCUCUCCUUCUCCAUUCCCUCAUGGCGUUUUCCUACCUAAUGGCCUCAAUACCGAUCCUCCCCUCCCAGCUAAUGACCCGACCAUCGGCUACAAACUCAACCAUUUCAUGCUACGGAUCCGAGAUCCCGAGAAAUCGCUCCAUUUCUACAUCAAUCUCAUGGGAAUGCGGACCGUUUUCACCAUGAAUGUCGGUCCUUUCACCAUCUACUACCUAGGCUACCCUCACACGCCGGAACAUCGCGCAGAUUUAAAGUCAUUCGGUCUCGACACGUCUAUCAAUUUACAACAUACUCUCGGUCUUUUGGAACUAUACCACGUCCACGGCUCCGAGAAACAGGGAGAGGGUUAUUACCAGACUGGCAACUCUCCGCCGAACUUGGGCUUUGGCCAUUUGGGGUUCACCGUACCCAGCGUCCCAGAAGCUUUGAAACGGUUAGAGGACAACAAAGUCGAGGUCAUUAAGCCUCAGGGCGUAUCGACGCGAGAUUCAAUUCCUAUCAGUGAGUGGGAGAAUGAGCGCGGUGUCGGUGUGGAAGUGAAGGGUACGGAGAGCGAAAUUCAUCAUGAGUAUCGCAAAGCAUUUGACCAGAUUGCUUUUGUGAGAGAUCCGGACGGAUAUAUUGUCGAAUUAGUUCCGCAGGCGGUCGACCCUCUUGAUCCAUGA
Molecule: messenger RNA, 687 nt
Organism: Rhinocladiella mackenziei CBS 650.93
Lineage: Eukaryota; Fungi; Ascomycota; Eurotiomycetes; Chaetothyriales; Herpotrichiellaceae
Product: lactoylglutathione lyase
Exons: 2
Coding region: 1-687 (228 amino acids)
Source: RefSeq, a predicted model, not a curated record